GAAGAAACCUCUGAGGGUGGUUACUUAAGAAAAUCAUUACAGGAACUUGGCCCAAGUGCCAGCAUGGAAUUUCUUGUGAAUGAACUUCAGAGAUAUAGUCAGCAAAAGCAGCCGAAUCGGCAGAAAGUGGAUAAAUACAAGGGUCUCUUGGAACUUCUUAAAUUCUUGGUUGUUGUAGAAAGCCCAAUCAGUUUUGAAGAAGCAUUCGAAACCUAUGAUGGGCAUCAAUCAUAUUGGCAGGACACGCUGGCAGGAAAGCUAGAAUUUCGAGAUCAUCUUCUUCAUCCUGUGCACGGGCUUCCCGUUUACGUUUUGUUCAAACCUAAUCACUUUCAUGUUGUUGCUAUUCGUCCUGAUGGAAGUCAUCAUACAGAAUCUUUGCUGCAGUGGUUACUUUUAGACCACAACCGACCAAGUGAUGAUAUUGUCGAUGAAAACAAGGGCCUUACACUAAACGCUAGCAACACAAGUGCGAUUUUAGAGUCUAUGGAUACUAAAUGGGAUCGCAAAUGUGCGCGUGUAAUCCUUACCUCAUCUAGAUCGAACUCUGAACUAGAAAAUCUCGGUUUGGAUGCAAACAGUGUUCGCAGUGCUAGUAAAGUGAUUGUGAAUGGAGUGUAA
Molecule: messenger RNA, 621 nt
Organism: Porites evermanni
Lineage: Eukaryota; Metazoa; Cnidaria; Anthozoa; Scleractinia; Poritidae
Source: the annotation of a GenBank genome assembly